Manduca sexta (tobacco hornworm) is the source of this 450-nucleotide messenger RNA. RefSeq lists its product as uncharacterized. NCBI's taxonomy places the organism in Eukaryota, Metazoa, Arthropoda, Insecta, Lepidoptera, Sphingidae. The record is from RefSeq and is a predicted model, not a curated record. The coding region runs from base 1 to 450 and encodes 149 amino acids. The transcript has a single exon.
AUGCCCUUCCAAUCACAAAAACACACACUAUCACCUUAUUGCGGGUUCAGCCAGGUUUUCUGGGAAGUUUGCCACGGUGCGGGAACCUUUCGGUUAACAGAGGUACUCACCGGGCAUGGCUGCUUCGCUGAGUAUCUGUGCUGGAUCGUGGGUACGGAGGUGUCGGCCGUGUGUCACCAUUGUGACAACUGCCCGCUGAAUACGACCCAACAUACCUUAGAGUUGUGUCCAGCUUGGGACGAAAAGCGCAGCGCUCUCAGAUCAGUCGUCGGAGAUCCGUCGCUGCCGGCCGUGGUCGCAUUCAUGGUAGGCAGCCAGAGGUCCUGGCGUGCGGCGGUCUACUUCUGCGAGGUGGUCAUCUCGCAGAAAGAGGGUGCCGAAAGGGAUCGGGAGAGGGAGGAUCCCUCCCGCGUCCAGAGAAGACUUAGGAGGCGCCGGGUGGACGACUGA